UAGAAGCCAAAGCCUGGAAGUUCAGUACCAUGGCCGCUGGUACCUGCAAUUGCCCUGGAUAUGCAAUAAGGAAAUGCCUAUAGACGUUCGAGAACAAUAUAUGCGGAACUGGAGAACACUAAAGAACACAGAAAACAUGUUUGUGUACUUGCUGUGUUGUGUGAUGCUUCUCUAUAUUUGGUGGAAAAUAAGAGAUGGGUUAAGGAUCGAUUGCAUCGAGGACAAAUAUUUAUUGAUCACUGGAUGUGACACAGGAUUUGGAAACCAUGCGGCAAGAACCUUUGAUUCAAAAGGGUUUCGGGUACUCGCAACUUGUUAUACAGAAGCUGGAGCAGCCAAACUCAAUGAAGAAACAUCUGUACGUCUGAAAACUAUUCAUUUGGAUGUGACCAAGGCAGACAAUGUAAAGCACGUUGCGGAAUGGGUAAAAGAACAAGUUGGUAGUAGAGGACUUUGGGGUUUAAUAAACAAUGCUGGUAUUAUGGGAACACUUGCUCCUAUGGACUGGUUGAAUCUGGAAGACAUUAGAGCCCCAAUUGAAGUUAAUUUAAUAGGCUUAAUACAUGUGACACUAGUAAUGCUCCCCUUGAUUAAAAAAGCCAAAGGACGGAUAGUGAACAUAUCAAGUGUUGGUGGAAGAAUUGCCGCAAGUGGUGGCGGUUAUUUUUCAUCCAAAUAUGGUGUUGAAGGAUUUAAUGACAGCUUAAGGCGAGAUAUGAAGGCCUUUGGAGUAAAAGUCUCAUGCAUUGAACCUGGACUAUUUAAAACACCGCUGUCAGAUGAAAAUAAGGUUAUACAGGAACGCAUGGGGAUCUGGCAUAAACUUCCUCAAUAUAUCAAAGAUGAGUAUGGAGAAAACUAUAUUGCAAUAGACGCAAAGAAGAAACAAAAACUAAACCAACGAAUUAAAAACAGUGACCUCUCCCUGGUUGUCCAGUGUAUGGAACAUGCGUUAACAAGCCAGCAUCCCAGAACGAGAUACAGUGUGGGUACUGAUGCUUCAUUCCUUUGGAUACCAUUGUCCCACAUGCCAACAUUUAUUCAGGACUUUGUCAUUUUGAAAAACAAAGUCAAACUCCCAACUUAAUGUGUCUUGUUAAUGUUUUUAGCAAACAUAAUCUCCUAAUCAUUGGGCUAAUAAAAUAAUAACAUCUGUUUUCUUUUUUUAUAUAAAGUAAAGUACCUUAAUUGAAAUAUUAAAAUAAAAACUCUUCUCAUUGCCACUUAUAUUUUACAAUUUACUGUUUGAAUUGAAUUUUAAAAAUUCUAAACUUGAUCAUGUAGAACUUUGAAAACGU
Spea bombifrons (plains spadefoot toad) is the source of this 1298-nucleotide messenger RNA. It is a transcript of the gene DHRS9, whose product is annotated as dehydrogenase/reductase 9. The coding region runs from base 74 to 1087 and encodes 337 amino acids. The transcript is spliced from 5 exons. Lineage: Eukaryota; Metazoa; Chordata; Amphibia; Anura; Pelobatidae. The record is from RefSeq and is a predicted model, not a curated record.